GUGGUUGCGCCGACGGACGCAGUCAUUGGUUGAUUUAUUGGCACAAGUGCGCAUCCGUCCACCCUUGGCAUACUUCGCUACGUGGCGAUGGGACCACGCUUCGGCGGUCAACCGCGGGCUUGCAGUCGAAGACGGCAAUGCGGCGACGAUACCUGCCAGGUUUCGGUGUCUGCGACACGCGGAUCUCGCGUUGCAGACGACGCGCGCGAGCGACGCACGUUGCGGGCAGCCCCCGACGCGUAGAAGGCGAUGCGCGUGGUCGACACCAGCAGCCAGGCACAGAGUUGAGCGUGGAAGCCGAGAGCCGCUGGGUGGUGGCCCAUUCCGUCCGAGCACCAUGAACAUGCCAUGGAAGAUCAAAGAGCUGGUGGAUAAAGCCACUAACAUGGUGAUGAACUACACGGAGAUGGAGGCCAAGGUGCGGGAGGCCACCAACGACGUGGCCUGGGGACCCCCCGGCCAGCUGAUGCAGGAAAUCGCCCAGGCCACCUUCUCGUACGACAACUUCCCGGAGGUGAUGGGCAUGCUGUGGAAGCGCAUCCUGCAAGACAACAAGCGCUGCUACAGGCGGCCCUACAAGGGCCUGCUGCUGCUCGACUACCUGGUGCGCAACGGCUCCGAGCGGGUCGUCACCUCGGCCCGAGAGCACAUCUACGACCUGCGCAGCCUCGAAAACUACUCUUUCGUCGACGAGAUCGGCAAAGACCAGGGUGUCAACGUGCGCCAGAAGGUGAAAGAUCUGAUAGACUUUAUCCAGGACGACGAGCGGUUACGCGAGGAACGUAAGAAGGCUAAGAAAGCCAAGGACAAGUACAUCGGCCUCUCGGGCGAGUCGCUCGGCUUCCGGUACGGCGACCGCAAGAAGACCGACAUGGACGACCUCGAUUUUGACCAGGGCUCCCGGCUUGGCCGUCGGCACAGCUUCGAGGACUCCCCCGAAAACAGCAACGACGAGGAACGCGAGGAGCGGACCACCGGUGCUGCCUACCGGGAUGAGCCCCGCACUGCCAGCUGGAAACCUCAAGCCAAGAAACUCGACUUGGGGGCUGCUGCCAACUAUGGCCGAGAACCCGGUGCGAAGUCACCAAGCCCCCCUGCCCCAACCCCGACGCCAGUACAACACACUGUGGCCACCGACCUUCUGGGAGACAUUCUCAGUGCUCCCGAGCCGCCCCCACCGGCCGCUGCCACGGCCAAUGGCGACUUCGCAGACUUCAGUCAAUUCCAGAGUGCAGCUACUCCCAGUGCCCAUGACGACUUCUCAGACUUCGCAUCCUGCAGCUCGACAAGCAGCCUCCCUGCGGGGCUUCUUGACCUCCCAGUGCAACCCGUGAGCUUGCAGCAAAACCUCCAGGCAAGCCCUGGCCUUCCGGUGCAGCAAAACUUGCAGACCAGCCCACCCACUAGCCUCCCUAUGCCCCUGGGCUCGGCCGGCAUCCCACUGGGACAGCCCUUCCCUGUGGGCCAUCCGGCCGGCCUGACCAUGGGCUUUCCCAUGGUCCAGCAGCAGAUGACAUUCCACAUGGCCCAACAGCCAGGCUUCCAUCUCGGCCAGCAGCCGACUACGGUGCUGAUGCCCAGCCCCGCUGGGCCUGCCCCCCUACUGGGGCCUGGCCCUACCUCGCCAGGCACCCUGCAGACCAACAAGUGCGGUAAGACGUGGGUGGACACUGGCAGCAUCAACAUAAGUGUGGACAACCUGAGUCUGAGCAGCAGGUAUGCAAAGCCCGUGGCACCCUCCAUGAACCAGCUGGCAGCCGGCGGGGCCAGCUCCCUGGGCCGGCUGCAAUGAGGCCCCGACACGGAGCGGCCCCAGCGGGGGCACAUAUCACGGGGCUGGCUGCCCCUCGACUGGUGCUUCCACUGUUCCCCUACUUGCGUAACCCGGGACAGGCAGAAAGAAAAUUGUGCUCAAGUGGCACCCCCCUGCUCCGCCCUGGCAGAAUAAAGCAAUAGAACAAAGCAUCUCCAGGGUCGGCCUGCCUCCUCGCGAGCUCGACGUCUAUUUUUAAUAAAACUCUGGCAUCUUGUUG
This is a messenger RNA of Ixodes scapularis (black-legged tick), 2033 nucleotides long. It is a transcript of the gene lqfR, whose product is annotated as clathrin interactor 1. The record is from RefSeq and is a predicted model, not a curated record. The transcript has 5 exons. The coding region runs from base 338 to 1792 and encodes 484 amino acids. Gene Ontology annotation, cellular component: endosome; plasma membrane; clathrin vesicle coat. Lineage: Eukaryota; Metazoa; Arthropoda; Arachnida; Ixodida; Ixodidae. Gene Ontology annotation, biological process: endocytosis. Gene Ontology annotation, molecular function: clathrin binding; phospholipid binding.